Messenger RNA from Penicillium verhagenii, 483 nucleotides. Its product is annotated as copper transporter family protein. Gene Ontology annotation, molecular function: copper ion transmembrane transporter activity. The coding region runs from base 1 to 483 and encodes 160 amino acids. The transcript is spliced from 2 exons. Lineage: Eukaryota; Fungi; Ascomycota; Eurotiomycetes; Eurotiales; Aspergillaceae. Gene Ontology annotation, cellular component: plasma membrane. The record is from RefSeq and is a predicted model, not a curated record. Gene Ontology annotation, biological process: copper ion transmembrane transport; intracellular copper ion homeostasis.
AUGGAUAUGUCUUCGGCCACCACCACCGCUUCCAGCAUGACCAUGUCGUCAACUUCUUCGUCCAGCAUGUCCGAUAUGGCAUUCAACACCAACAAUCUGUCCGCAGUCCUCUUCUCCCAGUCAUGGAUGCCAACCACCACUGCGGGCUAUGUCGGUUCAUGGUUCUUUCUCUUUUUCCUCGCUGUGAUCUGGCGAGGCUCGGCUACUGCCCUGUCAAAACUCGACGCGUUUUGGGCCGCAAAGAACGCGAGAUACUCGAUUCUGAUCAAUGGUGGACAAGAUCAACCCACUCAAGCGGAUCUCGUGGGAGCAUGGCGUCUUUCGGUCAAUCUGCCUCGAGCGGCAUUACGAAUGGUGCAUCAAGGAAUCGCAUAUUUACUGAUGAUUGCGGUCAUGACUAUGAAUGUCGGUUUUUUCUUCGCUGUGCUUGUUGGUUACUUCUUUGGAGAAUUAGUAUUUGGUCGUGUGUCGCGGUCAGAUUAA